Messenger RNA from Scophthalmus maximus (turbot), 1761 nucleotides. It is a transcript of the gene opn3, whose product is annotated as opsin 3. The coding region runs from base 153 to 1316 and encodes 387 amino acids. Gene Ontology annotation, molecular function: G protein-coupled receptor activity. The record is from RefSeq and is a predicted model, not a curated record. The transcript is spliced from 4 exons. Gene Ontology annotation, biological process: visual perception; G protein-coupled receptor signaling pathway. Gene Ontology annotation, cellular component: membrane; photoreceptor outer segment. NCBI's taxonomy places the organism in Eukaryota, Metazoa, Chordata, Actinopteri, Pleuronectiformes, Scophthalmidae.
CGGCGAUUCACUGACCCGGUUCCAGCGAGCAGCGGCGUCAGGGUGGUUUGAACCAGCGGCGCGGGGAGCGCGCGGAGCGGACAGUCCUCUGGUGUCCGGGACCGACGCGCAGCGCGCAGCGCAAUGCUGGAAACCAAGUGGCCCUGCGCGCAAUGAAUCCUUCCAACGGAACCAGAGCCGAGAGGAGCGCGGAGCAGUCCGUGUUUGCCGCUGGCACCUACAAACUUCUCGCCUUCGCCAUCGGGACCAUCGGGGUGUUCGGCUUCUGCAACAACGUCGUCGUCAUCGUGCUGUACUGCAAGUUCAAGAGGCUGCGCACGCCCACCAACCUGCUGCUGCUCAACAUCAGUGUGAGCGACCUGCUGGUGUCCGUCACCGGGAUAAACUUCACGUUUGUCGCGUGCGUCAAGGGCGGAUGGGUCUGGAGCCAGGCGACGUGCGUCUGGGACGGCUUCAGCAACAGCCUAUUCGGCAUUGUUUCCAUCAUGACGUUGGCUGCCCUGGCCUAUGAGCGCUACAUCCGGGUGGUCCAUGCCCAGGUGGUGGACUUCCGCUGGGCAUGGCGGGCCAUUGCCCACAUCUGGCUGUACUCCCUGGCCUGGACGGGGGCCCCUCUGCUGGGUUGGAACCGCUACACUCUGGAGAUCCACCAGCUGGGCUGUUCUCUGGACUGGGCAUCUAAGGACCCGAAUGAUGCCUCCUUCAUCCUCUUAUUCCUCCUUGCCUGUUUCUUUGUCCCCGUGGGUAUCAUGAUCUACUGCUAUGGGAACAUCCUCUAUACAGUGCAAAUGCUGCGCUCCAUCCAGGACCUCCAGACGGUUCAGAUCAUCAGGAUCUUGCGCUACGAGAAGAAGGUCGCUGCCAUGUUUCUCCUGAUGAUUUCCUGCUUCCUGGUGUGUUGGACACCCUACGCUGCCGUGUCCAUGAUCGAGGCCUUUGGCAGGAAGAGCAUGGUGUCUCCCACAGUGGCCAUCAUCCCCUCUUUCUUUGCCAAGUCCAGCACAGCCUACAACCCCCUCAUCUACGUGUUCAUGAACAGAAAGUUCCGCCGCUGUUUGCUGCAGCUCCUCUGUUCGCGGCUCUCCUGGCUGCAGCGUAGCCUCAAGGAGCGCCCCCUGGCUCCGGUCGAGCGCCCCAUCCGGCCGAUCGUUGUGUCCAACGCUUGCGGAAGCAGGGUCCGACCCAAAAAGAGGGUGACGUUUAGCACCUCCUCCAUCGUCUUCAUCAUCACCAGCGAUGACUUCCACCACCUGGGCGUGACCUCCAAGUCUGGAGGAUCCUCAGAGGUCAAUGUCAUUCAAGUGAGGCCACUGUGAUCCACGACGACCCCGACUCCCGACCCCACCACUCAGAAUGCCUUAGGAUGUCUCGUGCAAACCCAAACCAAAAUUAUCCGGACUGACCUCUCUACAUCUACUCACUGUUACGGACUUGUUAACAGUUACUGAAAGUGUGACAUCUUCAUUUGGUAUCAUCAGCUGUACAUAAUGUUGUAGUUCAUUUCUCUCAGAAAAAGAAUCACACUUAUUUGUUAGAUAUGCCACACGGUGUAUGUGACAACUGGAAGACUGUGUUGAGCAUAUAGCUGCCAGCUGUGUUAUGGACCUGAGUUUUGAUGAUCCAUGUGCGAUUGCAGAUUGUUUUAGUUGGUACCCAACUCCAAGUGUGUAAAAUGGAAAAUAAGCCUUAGCUCCUGAAACCUUAGUACACAAACUGACAUUACUAUGUAUGGAUUCAAUAAAGAGAUCAUAUUUUAAGCUA